CUCCUUUCCCUCUCUUUCACUCGCUUCCAAAACUGGCGCCACUCUCUCUGUCUUCUCAUUUUCUCAAACAAUCUAUCCCAAGUAGUACAACGUAUUCUACCUGCAAUUUAAUCGGCGGUUCGAUCCGAUUUGAAAGAGAAAAAACAAAGAAUAAGAGGAGAUGUCUCUAAGACCGAGCGCGAGGGCCGAGGUUCGAAGGAACAGGUACAAGGUGACGGUUGAUGCGGAGGAAGGUCGCCGGAGGAGAGAAGACAACAUGGUUGAGAUUCGAAAGAACAAGAGAGAAGAGAACCUUCUUAAGAAACGCCGCGAAGGACUUCUCGCUCAACAACAACCGCAGCAACAACAGUUGCUCUCUUCAACUGCCGAUUCCGAGAAAAAUUUAGAAAGUCUUCCGGCUAUGGUUGCUGGCCUUUGGUCAGAUGACAGGAAUGCCCAGCUUGAGGCGACCACUCAGUUCCAGAAGCUACUAUCAAUAGAUCAUGGUCCUCCAAUCAAUGAAGUUGUACAAUCAGGUGUUGUUCCUCGCUUUGUUGAGUUUCUUGCUAGGGAUGACUUCCCACAGCUUCAGUUUGAGGCAGCUUGGGCUCUCACGAAUAUUGCCGCAGGGAUGUCAGACAAUACCAAAGUUGUAAUUGAUCAUGGAGCUGUCCCUGUAUUUGUUAAACUUCUUGCAUCUCCAGCCGAUGAUGUACGCGAGCAGGUUGUUUGGGCCUUAGGAAAUGUUUCCGGAGACUCACCUAAAUGUCGCGACCUGGUCCUUGGUCAUGGUGCCUUGAUGCCACUGUUGGCACAAUUCAAUGAGCAUGCCAAGCUUUCUAUGUUGCGAAAUGCUACAUGGACUUUGUCAAACUUUUGCAGGGGCAAGCCACGGGCAUCAUUUGAGCAGACAAAGCCAGCUUUGCCCACUCUUGAGCGUCUUAUCCAUUUGAACGAUGAGGAAGUCCUUACAGAUGCAUGCUGGGCCCUGUCAUAUCUCUCAGAUGGUACUAAUGACAAAAUCCAAGCUGUUAUUGAAGCAGGUGUCUGCCCCCGACUCGUUCAGCUCUUGCUUCAUCCAUCCCCAACAGUCCUCAUUCCCGCGCUUCGCACAGUUGGAAAUAUUGUUACUGGGGAUGAUAUGCAGACUCAGUGUAUUAUAAACCACCAAGCUCUUCCAUGCCUUUUGAACCUGCUGACAAAUAACUACAAAAAGAGUAUCAAGAAGGAAGCUUGCUGGACCAUUUCAAACAUCACUGCUGGAAAUGCAAACCAGAUACAGGCUGUAAUUGACGCUGGCAUUAUUGCUCCUCUAGUCCAUCUACUUCAACACUCUGAGUUUGAGAUCAAGAAAGAAGCUGCUUGGGCAAUUUCAAAUGCUACAUCUGGCGGCAGCCACAAACAAAUAAAGUUCCUGGUGAGCGAAGGUUGCAUUACAUUGUGUGAUCUUCUAACCUGUCCUGACCCAAGAAUUAUCACUGUUUGUUUAGAGGGGCUUGAAAACAUUUUGAAGGUUGGUGAAGCUCAGAAAAAAUUGGGUCACACCGGAGAAUUCAAUGUCUAUGCUGACUUACUUAAUGAUGCUGGGGGGUUGGAAAAGAUUGAAAACCUCCAAAGUCAUGACAACAAUGAAAUCUAUGAGAAGGCAGUGAAGAUUCUUGAAACAUAUUGGGGGGAAGAUGAGGAUGAGCCACUACCCCCUGGUGAUGCUUCGCAAUCUGAUUUCCAUUUUGGAGGCAACCAACUUCCUGUUCCAUCUGGUGGAUUCAGUUUCAGUUGAAGGAGACCUGAUUGGAGUAGAAUGAAGCUCAGAUGGAGUGUCAUUCAGAAUUCACAGAUAGUUGAAGUGACGCCAAAGUAUGUUUUCAAGAAGCCAGAAAAUAAAGACAGGGUGUAUGAUACCACAGUUGAAGGUCUAGAAGCCAUACAAAACCUUCUUCUUCUUCUUUUGUAACAUUUCACAUGUGGUAGUUAAUUCUUUUCUGCAUCUUAAUAUUAUUAGAUGCAGGAAAGAGGCAUGCAGCACCAAUCCUCCCUUUUAUAUCCAUACCAAUUUAUGCUCCUGCAUAUGCGGCAAGGAUGUAUUAGCUUCCAUUAUAAAUGGUUAGUUUUAGAUAUGGCUUUUAUCAGAAAGGCGCACCAAUGUAGGUUGUGAAAGGGAAAUUUUUUCAUUUCCGGUAAUGUACAAGUCAAAAACCUGAAAGAUGCGCCGGAGUUUUAUGUACCGAAUGUUGAAUGAGUCCGGUGGCUCUAAAUAGAAUUUGAUUCCCAAAUAUUAUAUGUUUCAUGCA
Molecule: messenger RNA, 2270 nt
Organism: Gossypium raimondii (Peruvian cotton)
Lineage: Eukaryota; Viridiplantae; Streptophyta; Magnoliopsida; Malvales; Malvaceae
Product: importin subunit alpha
Exons: 11
Coding region: 161-1759 (532 amino acids)
Biological process (GO): NLS-bearing protein import into nucleus
Cellular component (GO): cytoplasm; nucleus
Molecular function (GO): protein binding; nuclear import signal receptor activity
Source: RefSeq, a predicted model, not a curated record